Blastomyces dermatitidis ER-3 is the source of this 912-nucleotide messenger RNA. RefSeq names its product gluconate 5-dehydrogenase. NCBI's taxonomy places the organism in Eukaryota, Fungi, Ascomycota, Eurotiomycetes, Onygenales, Ajellomycetaceae. Gene Ontology annotation, molecular function: oxidoreductase activity, acting on the CH-OH group of donors, NAD or NADP as acceptor. The coding region runs from base 129 to 608 and encodes 159 amino acids. The record is from RefSeq and is a predicted model, not a curated record. The transcript is spliced from 2 exons.
CAGCUCUAACCCCCGGAAUUCAUCCUAUGAUAUUACAUCCUAGUACCCCUUAAUCAUUGCCGCUAAAAAAGCUACUCCUUGUGUUUGUCAUAUAUAUAAACGAAGCAUGAUAAUUCCGAUACCUCUAUAUGAAUUACACAGGCUCUCCUAGACCUCCCUUCCGCUUUCGAGAAAACGAACGUCUCUCAAGCUCUCCGCAAGGAUUUCCCUUCCCUCGCCGUUCCCCACAUAGAUGCGCCCUCAAACUGCCCAGACACAUGAUCUCCGAUGCCAGCGGCGGGCGUGUCGUUCUUAUCUCCUCCAUCAGCGCCCACCGCGUAAACUACCCGCAACCCCAGGCCGCCUACAACGUCUCCAAAGCCGGCAUUCUGCAGCUCCGUGCCUCUCUCGCAGCAGAAUGGAGUCAGUACGGCAUCCAUGUCAACUCCAUCUCUCCGGGCUACAUGGACACGGCACUCAAUGAGGGCGAUGCGUUGGCACCAUGUCGCCAAAUAUGGGCCGAUAGGAAUCCCAUGGGGAGGAUGGGGGAUCCCCGGGAGAUGGCAAGUCCCGUGGUGUUUUUGUGUAGCGAGGUGGCGGAGUUACGUGAAUGGGGCGGAUAUUGUUGAUGAUGGCGGUGGGCUGGUCUUUUAACUUUAAAUAAAUAGGGGUAAUGCAGCAUUCAGGCGACUACCGGCAUCCGUUGGCUUAUUAUUUUUAUCCGGCAAAGGUUUCCAAUCCUUUUAAGACUUUAUCUAUGUAGUUUGGGAAAGGCCAUCGCUGGAUAUGUAUGGGAGUUGCAUUGGUAGCAGAGCAGAUAUAUAGAUAUUAGUAGCUCGACGCUCGAUAACAAUAGAGCAGAUAGUAGACAAAUAAAUUUUAACACAACCAAGAGAAGUAUCAGUCAUCUCUACGCCAUUUCCUAACUCCGGA